AUGGACACUUUCCCUGAGAUGUCUAGCAGUCUGACUUCUGAUGAAAGAUUCGAUACUUACGCUGCUGCCCGAGAGAAGCUAUCCGAUCGGCUGGAGGCGUAUCAACCGCAGAAUAACAAUGAUGAUACCGUCCAUUUCCUGAGGCGUGUCUUCCGAUCCCUUCCUGUCAAAGGCAUGGCCCAAUUGGCCAAUGAUGCAGAAAGCUGCGAUCACGACAACAAACUACGAAAACUAGUCAAACGCCUGGAUAGAGCUUUGCUUAGACCAAUGAUGGCCACAGGCGGGAGAACGCCCGGAAUGAGCCCCUUACCGUGUCUUGACGUAGAAGGUUCUCUUGAAGACCUACGAGACCGGAACUUCCAAUCGGCGACUGGGCUGCCGCAGGCCCAAGUACGUGAAGCCUGCCUUCGACGUGAUAAUCACCGAUGUGUAGUGACAGGGUUUUGGGACUCUAGGUAUCAUGGCCGACCACGCGGCGCAUAUACUUCUCGACUGAAAGCCGCUCAUAUCAUCCCACUCGGCCUAGGGAAUCUUCGAGCAGAUGGACGACGACGGCACGCACAAUUCUGGACCUGCCUCUAUCGCUAUUUCCCCACGAUUCAUAAUCUCUUUCAUUACGGCGAUGAGGACGUUAAUCGGCUUGACAACAUAAUAAUGCUAGAUUCAGUACUACAUGAAGAGUUCGGUCACUUCAACUUCGUCCUGGAGGAGACAGAUGUUUCCGAUCGCUACCGUGUGAAAGUCUUCUCUCUCGCCCAUUUCUACAUCAUGCCCCAUUUGCCCGAGUUUGUGACCAUAACAAGUCACGACCCCCAGUGCCCCGCUCCUAACAAGUAUCUGCUUGCUGUGCACGCAGCCAUUGGCAAAAUGCUACACGCGACUGGGCGAGGUGAACUGGUGGCGAAGAUUAUGAAGCACCUCGAUGACAGUGGCGGCCACUCUCUCGCAAGGGACGGAAGUUCUGAUGUGGAAGAACUGCUCUCUGUCACUUGCCUUUCUUCUCUUGCAAUUGACUCUAGUGACUGUGAAUCGGCGCAUGAGGAGAAGCAACCUGGCCAUGUUGGAUCCUGGCUCCCCGGCGCGCAAUGUUCAACCUUCCGGCGUUAUUCAUGA
Messenger RNA from Penicillium chermesinum, 1113 nucleotides. RefSeq lists its product as uncharacterized. NCBI's taxonomy places the organism in Eukaryota, Fungi, Ascomycota, Eurotiomycetes, Eurotiales, Aspergillaceae. The coding region runs from base 1 to 1113 and encodes 370 amino acids. The record is from RefSeq and is a predicted model, not a curated record. The transcript has a single exon.